Molecule: messenger RNA, 1198 nt
Organism: Ooceraea biroi (clonal raider ant)
Lineage: Eukaryota; Metazoa; Arthropoda; Insecta; Hymenoptera; Formicidae
Gene: mad2
Product: mitotic arrest deficient 2
Biological process (GO): mitotic spindle assembly checkpoint signaling
Cellular component (GO): cytoplasm; nucleoplasm; kinetochore
Source: RefSeq, a predicted model, not a curated record
GUGCGAUUGGCCGCAGCUAGUGCAAGUCGAACCCCGGCCGUUUUCUUUUGAAAUACGCGAUCUACUGUUGGCGCCCGUUUUCUAUCGAGUUUUCGACAGAAAAUUCCGAGUCGAAUCAUGACGGAGACACAACAAAAGACUAGAUGCAUUACUCUGAAGGGUUCCGCCGAGAUGGUGAAGCAGUAUCUGCUCUAUGGAGUCAAUAGUAUACUGUAUCAAAGAGGCAUAUACCCGCCCGAGACGUUUACGCCGUCCGAGCAUUUCGGCCUGUUUGUGUUCAUGUCCACGGACGAGAAGAUUACGUCCUUCCUGGAUACCGUUCUCGGACAAAUCCAGGAGUGGCUCGUCCAGCGCAAAGUACGCAAGAUCACCCUUGUCAUAACGAAUGUCAACACAAAGGAGGUGCUGGAAAAGUGGGACUUCAGGGUCGACUACGAAGACCAAAAGUUGAACGACAACGGCAACAGUAACGUUAACGUUGAUCCAUCCGAAGGAGUUGCAGGAACGAAGGACAUAAAGACUAUACAGAAGGAGAUACGCGAAGUGAUACGCCAAAUCACAGGCACAGUGAGUUUUCUCCCACUCUUGGACUGCCUGUGUUCGUUUGAUAUACUUACGUACACAGUGCCGAACUGUUCCAUUCCAAAUCAGUGGGACGAGACCCAGCCAGUGUUUAUAGCUAAUAGUCAAGAAGUACAACUCAGGUCAUUCUCAACCUCCAUACACAAAAUGGACACUGUAGUCAGUUACAAGAACACUUGAGGCUUCUUGAUGCUUCUCUACUGUUUUUUAUGUGAUUAUGGUAAAUAUAAGCAGCGUUUUAUGUCACAUGUGUUAAAUGCCACUAUCAAUGACUAAUAAUAUUGUUAUGUAAAUUAGUAAUUAAAAAAUGAUUUCCACAACACUGAUCAAAUAAAACAUGUGCUCCAGUCGAGUCAAUCGGUGAGUACUGGAGAAUACUUAUACGAUACUUCCCUACAACAUUUGUAACAGUGGCUUAAUGUGUAAGUUAUUUCUGCUAUAGUUUUAUGUACAAAAAUAUAUUUUUUAAGAAAAAAAUCAAUUUCAAUUCUUGAUUAAAAGUUCUUGAUUAGUAUCCAGAAAUGUGUACAAGUGUAAAAAAGGGUAUAUGUUUAAAGAAUAUUGUACAUAGAUCUGCGAUUAACAAUAGCAUGAAUAAAGACUGAAUGAAAGACUA